This is a messenger RNA of Budorcas taxicolor (takin), 4298 nucleotides long. It is a transcript of the gene NAA15, whose product is annotated as N-alpha-acetyltransferase 15, NatA auxiliary subunit. The transcript has 20 exons. Gene Ontology annotation, molecular function: protein binding; protein-N-terminal amino-acid acetyltransferase activity. Gene Ontology annotation, biological process: N-terminal peptidyl-methionine acetylation. Gene Ontology annotation, cellular component: cytoplasm; NatA complex. NCBI's taxonomy places the organism in Eukaryota, Metazoa, Chordata, Mammalia, Artiodactyla, Bovidae. The record is from RefSeq and is a predicted model, not a curated record. The coding region runs from base 133 to 2733 and encodes 866 amino acids.
CCUGAGGCCUGGUGGCGGCGGUGGAUCCGGGCAAUCAAGGCUGAAGCAGCCAGGACGACGGCGGCGGCGGCGGUCGGACAAACAGGCUGACCGAGCCGGGCGGUGGCGGGAGCAGCGGGAGGAGCCGGAACGAUGCCGGCCGUGAGCCUCCCGCCCAAGGAGAACGCGCUCUUCAAGCGGAUCCUGAGGUGUUAUGAACAUAAACAGUACAGAAAUGGAUUGAAAUUCUGUAAACAAAUCCUCUCUAAUCCCAAAUUUGCUGAGCAUGGAGAAACUCUGGCUAUGAAAGGAUUAACAUUGAACUGUUUGGGGAAAAAGGAAGAAGCUUAUGAGUUGGUUCGUAGAGGUUUGAGAAAUGACUUGAAGAGUCAUGUGUGUUGGCAUGUUUAUGGCCUUCUCCAGAGGUCAGACAAGAAAUAUGAUGAAGCCAUUAAGUGUUACAGAAAUGCGCUAAAAUGGGAUAAAGACAAUCUUCAAAUCUUAAGGGACCUUUCUUUAUUACAGAUUCAAAUGCGAGAUCUUGAGGGUUACAGGGAAACGAGGUAUCAGUUACUUCAACUUCGACCUGCACAGAGAGCAUCAUGGAUUGGUUAUGCUAUUGCUUACCAUUUAUUAGAAGAUUAUGAAAUGGCAGCAAAGAUUUUAGAAGAAUUUAGGAAAACACAGCAGACAUCCCCUGAUAAAGUGGAUUAUGAAUAUAGUGAACUCCUUUUAUAUCAGAAUCAAGUUCUUCGGGAAGCAGGUCUCUAUAGAGAAGCUCUGGAACAUCUUUGUACCUAUGAAAAGCAGAUUUGUGAUAAACUUGCUGUAGAAGAAACCAAAGGGGAACUUCUGUUGCAAUUAUGUCGUUUGGAAGAUGCAGCUGAUGUUUACAGAGGAUUGCAAGAGAGAAAUCCUGAAAAUUGGGCCUAUUACAAAGGCUUGGAAAAGGCACUCAAGCCAGCUAAUAUGUUAGAACGACUAAAAAUUUAUGAGGAGGCCUGGACUAAAUAUCCCAGGGGAUUAGUGCCAAGAAGACUGCCAUUAAACUUUUUAUCUGGUGAGAAGUUUAAAGAAUGUUUGGAUAAGUUCCUAAGGAUGAACUUCAGCAAGGGUUGUCCACCAGUCUUCAAUACUUUGAGGUCGUUAUACAAAGAUAAAGAAAAGGUGGCAAUCAUAGAAGAAUUAGUAGUAGGUUAUGAAACCUCUCUAAAAAGCUGCCGGUUAUUUAACCCCAAUGAUGAUGGAAAAGAGGAACCACCAACCACAUUACUUUGGGUCCAGUACUACUUGGCACAACAUUAUGAUAAAAUUGGUCAGCCAUCUAUUGCUCUGGAAUACAUAAAUACUGCUAUUGAAAGUACACCCACGUUGAUAGAACUCUUUCUUGUGAAAGCUAAAAUCUAUAAGCAUGCUGGGAAUAUUAAAGAAGCUGCAAGGUGGAUGGAUGAGGCCCAGGCCUUGGACACAGCAGACAGGUUUAUCAAUUCCAAGUGUGCAAAAUACAUGCUAAAAGCCAAUUUGAUAAAAGAGGCUGAAGAAAUGUGCUCCAAGUUUACAAGGGAAGGAACAUCAGCGGUCGAGAACUUAAAUGAAAUGCAGUGCAUGUGGUUCCAGACAGAAUGUGCCCAAGCUUAUAAGGCAAUGAAUAAAUUUGGUGAAGCACUUAAGAAAUGUCAUGAGAUUGAAAGACAUUUUAUAGAAAUCACUGAUGACCAGUUUGACUUUCAUACAUACUGUAUGAGGAAGAUUACCCUUAGAUCAUACGUGGACUUACUAAAGCUAGAAGAUGUACUUCGACAGCAUCCGUUUUACUUCAAGGCUGCAAGAAUUGCUAUAGAGAUCUAUUUGAAGCUUCAUGACAGCCCACUUACAGAUGAGAAUAAAGAACAUGAAGCUGAUACAGCAAACAUGUCUGAUAAAGAGCUAAAGAAGCUACGUAAUAAACAAAGAAGAGCUCAAAAGAAAGCCCAGAUAGAGGAAGAGAAAAAAAAUGCAGAAAAAGAAAAGCAGCAGAGAAAUCAGAAAAAGAAGAAGGAUGAUGACGAUGAGGAAAUUGGAGGCCCAAAAGAAGAGCUUAUUCCGGAGAAACUGGCCAAGGUUGAAACUCCAUUGGAAGAAGCUAUUAAAUUUUUAACGCCAUUGAAGAACUUGGUGAAGAACAAGAUAGAAACUCAUCUUUUUGCCUUUGAGAUUUACUUUAGGAAAGAAAAGUUUCUUUUGAUGCUACAAUCAGUAAAGAGAGCAUUUGCUAUUGAUUCUAGUCAUCCCUGGCUUCAUGAAUGUAUGAUUCGACUCUUUAGUACUGCAGUGUGUGAAAGUAAAGAUUUACCCGAUGCAGUUAGAACAGUAUUAAAACAAGAAAUGAAUCGUCUUUUUGGAGCAACGAAUCCAAAGAACUUUAAUGAAACUUUUCUGAAAAGGAAUUCUGAUUCAUUGCCACACAGAUUAUCAGCUGCCAAAAUGGUAUAUUAUUUAGAUUCUUCUAGUCAGAAGCGAGCUAUAGAGUUGGCAACAACACUUGAUGAAUCCCUCACUAACAGAAACCUCCAGACAUGUAUGGAGGUAUUAGAAGCCUUGUGUGAUGGUAGCCUAGGAGACUGUAAAGAAGCUGCUGAAGUUUAUAGAGCAAAUUGUCAUAAGCUUUUCCCUUACGCUUUGGCUUUCAUGCCUCCUGGAUAUGAAGAGGAUAUGAAGAUCACAGUUAAUGGAGAUAGUUCUGCAGAAACUGAAGAACUGGCCAAUGAAAUUUGAACAUCAUUAAACAAGCAAACGGAAUGACUUUGGACCAUAUCUAGUGUAUAAUAUUUUUGUCACGCACCUGCUGCAUUGCUCUAACUUACACAGAAUGAGAAGAGUAAAUGUUCUUGCCUUCAAAUAGUGUUUUACGUUUUUUAUCCUGCUGAAAAAGUAUAUAUAAAAUAUCUAACAUAUUACAGGAUAUAGGUUCAGUUUCUUAAAAAAUUAAAAGCUGCUAAAAUUGAGGGGUUAAAAAAAGAUACCUUAUCCUAUUCCUACCUACCCACCCAUGUUUUUAAACUAAUUUAUAUAAAAUCUGGAGGCUGUUACAGCUAACAAAGCAGGUGUGUGGCAGAAAUAUUACUUUAAAUUUGUCUUGUGAGAUUUUACUAUAUCUCAGACAGCAUAAAUGCUGUUUUAGCACUGGAUUCUUUCACUGAGCACAAAGAGUUGUUGGGGCUUUAGCAUCUAACUGAUUUUGUUACGGGGUUGAUUAUGACCAUAGGAAGUAUGCAAUGUGAAUCACUAUUUACAGAGAAACCUACAACAGAUGCUUGAUGUUGUAGAAGCGGGGACAUAUAGAUACCAAGCAGAAUUAUAAGAAAACCUAGAGGGUGUUCAAUACGCUUGUUGUGUUUCCAAAAUUCACUGUACAUGAUCAGUUUGGUGUUCUUGUACCACAGUUUUUAACUGAAGGAACCAGUUGGAACAAUCUCAAUUCUAACUAAAACUUGAAGAACUAAAAUAACAAUGCAAACCUUUCAGCAUUGUUUUGGCCAAACUUGUUAAAACUGUAAUGCAAGAACCAAAUGCACUGUGAUGUGGCACCAACCAAUUAGCAAGCAUGAACUUUUCACCCAAGAGUGAAAAAAGAAAAUCUACCAUGGCUUGAAGUUAAAGAGCAGAACUCCUGACUACCAUUCUAUGACUGAUCAAGAGACUAAUAGUUAAAAACCUCAGCAGGCCUUGUUCACGAUAUGCAGAAAAAAAUGUGCUGCAGUUUAGAUACCUCUGGAAUUUUUCCACAGUGUCACAGGUUUGUAAUACUUGAAGCCCUACAUUUCUAAGAAUAUAUUUCUUGCUCAGUUGUUUCAGGCAAGCCCAAGACUUUGUAAUUUUUAAAGGGCCCAAGAUUUCUUUCUUUCUUUCUUUUUUUUUUUUUUCAAUAACAGACCAGCUUCUUUUUCCUGCAGUUACAGAUGUAAUUUCCUUUUUGUUGUCAAACAUAAGGUACCAAAUAUGAUGCAAUAAAUUGUUUUGAAAAACAGUUGUGUGAAUAUUUCAACUAAUAUUUGUUGGGCUUCUGUGAAAAUACACAGGUGGAAACAGAGGUGCAAGCCAGAGGAAGUGUAAUGUGCUUUAAGGCUAGUUCAGAUGGGAACUUUUUGGAAUGGACUUAGUGUUGGUGUCAGGGAAAUUCCAUUAAGCAAGCAUAGUGCUGUUCCUGCAUUAAGAUUUCCUUGAGGGCUAGGAUGGCAGCAGGUACUAUGAAUAUAAUUAGUAAUUUGAAAGGAAAAGUGAGAACUGCUAUUUUGUUUGAGAAAAUGAGCCUUAAAAUUUUAAACCCAAACACUGAGAAC